This is a messenger RNA of Arachis duranensis, 645 nucleotides long. Its product is annotated as H/ACA ribonucleoprotein complex subunit 2-like protein. NCBI's taxonomy places the organism in Eukaryota, Viridiplantae, Streptophyta, Magnoliopsida, Fabales, Fabaceae. Gene Ontology annotation, biological process: rRNA pseudouridine synthesis; snRNA pseudouridine synthesis. The coding region runs from base 58 to 531 and encodes 157 amino acids. The record is from RefSeq and is a predicted model, not a curated record. The transcript is spliced from 4 exons. Gene Ontology annotation, molecular function: box H/ACA snoRNA binding. Gene Ontology annotation, cellular component: nucleolus; box H/ACA snoRNP complex.
CUUUCUCUUUCACCUUCACUUCCAGCAUCGUCUUCGCGGCAGAGAGAGAGAGAGAGAAUGGGGAGUGACAGCGAAGCAGAGAAGUCAGCGCAUAAGGAGAAGGAGAGGAAGAAGAUGCUUGCGCUUGCUCCUAUUGCGAAGCCCCUUGCUGGCAAGAAGCUCUGCAAGCGAACCUUGAAGCUUGUUCGUAAGGCUGCUGAACAUAAGUGCUUGAAGAGAGGAGUAAAGGAAGUUGUCAAAAGCAUAAGGCGUGGUCAUAAAGGAGUGUGUGUUAUAGCUGGGAACAUAUCACCCAUUGAUGUGAUCACUCACGUUCCUAUCUUGUGUGAAGAGGCUGACAUUCCCUAUGUUUAUGUGCCCUCCAAAGAAGAUCUUGCAAGUGCUGGAGCAACAAAGAGGCCUACUUGCUGUGUGUUGGUGAUGACCAAGCCUGCAAAGGGAGAACUGGAGAAAGGGGAGCAAGAGAAACUGAAGUCAGAUUAUGAUCAAGUUGUAACUGAAAUUAAUGAGAUUGCAGCUACACUUUUUUGAAACCAGUAAUACAUGUAUUUAUGCCCGCUGUACCAGUUGGCAGUUGGGUUAACGUUAUCAGUAGAGUACCUUUUGCAAUCAAUUUAUUUGGCGUCGUUUUUCUAGAUGGGUUAA